UCUGCUUUAUCCUUGCAACCGCGGGAGCUCACCUGCAAUUAUCCAUGGCGGCUCAUUCUAGGGUCCUGCGAGCCUGAUGCGUAGGUGGUUAUAUGCACAGCCGAGCAGUUGGAUGUCUUUUCCAGUUAUGCCAGUAAUUUUCUCGAGGUAGGCCGGUUCGGUGUCGGAGCGUCGGCGAGUUUCGCGCGUAGACCUAAUUUCGCGAUUUGGUUUCGGCCAUGACCAGAAAGCCCUCCUUGCCUAGGGUUUGCUGCUUGACUGAAACCAAACGGCGCUAGCGAUUUCGUGUCGAUAGUAGUUAGCAGCUAGGGUUUCGUGUUUAGAAAGCGGCUUAGCAUGCUUCAGUCAGUUAAGAAGACGUUUGCAGGCGGUCGGAAAAAGCAGGGUAAGUCAGACGCAGCGUCGCACGAUGCAGGCAAUGCAGCAGCGGCGGCAGCAGCGACGGGGGGCAUUGCGCGGGCGGGCUCGGGGAAGGCCGCAUCCGGGGGAGGAGCAAACGCCGGAAAGGCGGGAGGCCCGCAUCCGCCGCCAGGCGUCGCCAAUCCAACGGCUCCCGUUCGUCGCGACCCCAACGAAGUGAUCGCGCAGGCGAACGCGUCGCCUUUCGCCGAGCCGCUUCCGCUGUUUAGAGACGUGGGUCCGCAGGAGAAGCAGGCUUUAUUCAUCCGCAAGCUGCAUCUCUGCACUUAUCUCUUCGACUUCAACGACCCGAUGAAGAACGUCAAGGAGAAGGAGAUUAAGCGGCAAACGCUGCUCGAGCUCGUCGACUACGUGAAUUCCGGAACCGGGAAAUUUAACGAGGCGGUCUUCGAAGACAUCACGCGUAUGCUGGAGAUUAAUCUCUUCCGGCCGCUACCCCCCUCUGCGCACGAGAUGUCCGGGUCCGAGUCGUUCGACCCGGAGGAAGAGGAGCCUACUAUGGAAGCCGCUUGGCCGCACCUGCAAAUAGUCUACGAGUUCCUGCUUAGGUAUGUGGUCUCUAACGAGACCGACGCGAAGGUGGCGAAGCGGUACGUGGACCAGAAGUUCAUCUUAAAGCUGCUGAACCUGUUCGACUCGGAGGACCCCCGCGAGCGCGACUAUUUGAAGACUAUUCUGCAUCGCAUCUAUGGCAAGUUCAUGGUGCACCGGCCGUUCAUCCGGAAGGCGAUUAACAACAUCUUCUACCGGUUUAUCUACGAGUCGGAGCGGCAUAACGGCGUCGCGGAGCUGCUGGAGAUCCUGGGGUCCAUCAUCAACGGGUUCGCGCUGCCGCUUAAGGAGGAGCACAAGCUGUUCCUCGUCCGCGCGCUGAUCCCGCUGCACAAGCCCAAGUGCGUGUCGAUGUAUCACCAGCAGCUCUCCUACUGCAUCACGCAGUUCGUCGAAAAGGACCCGAAGCUCGCGGAUUUGGUGCUGCGCGGAUUGCUUAAGUUCUGGCCCUUAACUAACAGCCAGAAGGAGGUGCUGUUCCUCGGGGAGUUGGAGGAGAUCCUGGAGUUGACGCAGGCGCCCGAGUUCCAGAUGGUCAUGACGCCGCUCUUCCAGCAGGUCGCGCGCUGCCUCAGCUCCUCGCACUUCCAGGUGGCGGAGCGCACGCUGUUCCUGUGGAACAACGACUACAUUGUGACGCUCGUGGCGCAGAACCGCGCCACCAUCCUGCCACUCAUCUUCGCUGCCCUCGAGCGCAACGCCAGAAGCCACUGGAACCAGGCGGUGAACGGGCUGACCAUCAACGUGCGCAAGAUGUUUCUGGAGAUGGACCAGGCGCUCUACGACGACUGCCAGAGGCAGUUCCUCGAGGACGAGGGCCGCGCUGCUGACGUGGAGGAGCUACGCGCCGCCACGUGGCAGCGCCUGGAAGAAGCAGCAGUGGCAGGAGGGGCAGGGGGGCCGGGGGUAGGGUUGCAAUCGGGGAUGGAUGUGGAUAGAGAAAACAGGUCGCAAGACUACGGAAACAACCUAGAAUGACAUCUUUCAUGACACACUGGAUUGGAGCCUCUAGAUUCGCUACUUCUUGUGGCACUCGCCGCCUCGUUACUUACGAUUGUUUCCCAGAUCUCCUCUUUGUCAAAAGCCUUCCAAUACUGCCUUUAUGGGAUAGCCAUGUCAGCUUAUUGAACCAUGACAUUGAAGGU
Molecule: messenger RNA, 2117 nt
Organism: Closterium sp. NIES-67
Lineage: Eukaryota; Viridiplantae; Streptophyta; Zygnematophyceae; Desmidiales; Closteriaceae
Source: the annotation of a GenBank genome assembly